AUGGGUGAGAGGCCCACCGUUGCAGAGGGAACAACCGGCUGCAGCCAUGUGUCAGAGGGCAACCGUUCCAGAGCAACAAGUGGCAGCAGCCAUGGCUCAGAGGCCCACUGUUCCAGAGGCAACAAGCGACAGCAGCCAUGGGUGAGAGGCCCACCGUUCCAGAGGCAACAACUGGCAGCAGCCAUGGGUCAGAGGCCAACUGUUCCAGAGGCAACAAGUGUCAGCAGCCAUGCAGGCAACAAGCAGCAGCAGCCAUGGGUCAGAGGACAACCGUUCCAGAGGCAACAAGUGGCAAUAGCCAUGGGUCAGAGGCCCACCGUUCCAAAGGUAACUUGCGACAGCAGCCAUGGGUCAGAGGCCAAGCGUCCCAGAGGCAACAAGCGGCAGCAGCCAUGGGUAAGAGGCCAACAGUUCCAGAGGCAACAAGUGGCAGCAGCAAUGGCUCAGAGUCCCACCGUUCCAGAGGCAACAAGUGGCAAUAGCCAUGGGUCAGAGGCCCACCGUUCCAAAGGUAACAAGCGACAGCAGCCAUGGGUCAGAGGCCAAGCGUUCCAGAGGCAACAAGUGGCAAUAGCCAUGGGUCAGAGGCCCACCGUUCCAAAGGUAACAAGCGACAGCAGCCAUGGGUCAGAGGCCAAGCGUUCCAGAGGCAACAAGCGGCAGCAGCCAUGGGUCAGAGGCCAACCGUUCCAGAGAGGCAACAAGCGACAGCAGCCAUGGGUGAGGGCCCCACCGUUCCAGAGGCAACAAGCGGCAGCAGCCAUGGGUGAGAGGCCCACCGUUUCUGAGGCAAGCAGCGGCAGCAGCCAUGGGUAUGAGUCCAACUGUUACAGAGGCAAAAAGAGGCAGCAGCCAUGGGUCAGCGGCCCACCGUUCCAGAGGCAACAAGCGACAGCAGCCAUGGGUGAGAGGCCCACCGUUCCAGAGGCAACAAGCGACAGCAGCCAUGGGUCAGAGGCCCAACGUUCCAGAGGUAACAAGUGGCAGCAGCCAUGGGUCAGAGUCCCACCGGUCCAGAGAGGCAACAAGCAGCAGCAGCCAUGGGUCAGAGGCCAACCGUUCCAGAGGCAACAAGUGGCAAUAGCCAUGGGUCAGAGGCCCACCGUUCCAAAGGUAACAAGCGACAGCAGCCAUGGGUCAGAGGCCAAGCGUCCCAGAGGCAACAAGCGGCAGCAGCCAUGGGUAAGAGGCCAACAGUUCCAGAGGCAACAAGUGGCAGCAGCCAUGGGUGAGGGCCCCACCGUUCCAGAGGCAACAAGCGGCAACAAGUGGCAGCAGCCAUGGGUCUGCGACCCACCGUUCCAGAGGCAACAAGCGACAGCAGCCAUGGGUCAGAGGCCCACCGUUCCAGAGACAACAACCGGCAGCAGCCAUGGAGGCAACAAGUGGCAUCAGCCAUGGGUCAGAGGCCCACGGUUCCAGAGGCAACAAGGGAAAGCAGCCAUGGGUGAGAGGCCCACCGUUCCAGAGUUAACAAGCGGAAGCAGCCAUGGCUCAGAGUCCCACCGCUCCAGAGGCAACAAGCGACAGCAGCCAUGGGUGAGAGGCCCACCGUUCCAGAGGCAACAAGUGGCUGCAGCCAUGUGUCAUAGGCCCACCGUUGUAACAAACGACAGCAGCCAUGGGUCAGAGGCCCACCGUUCCAGAGUCUACAAGCGGCAGCAGCCAUGGGUAAGAGGCCAACCAUUCCAGAGGCAACAAGCGGCAGCAGCCAUCGGUAAGAGGCCAACCGUUCCAGAAGCAACAAGUUGCAGCAGAGAUAGGUCAGAGGCCCACCGUUCCAGAGGUAACAAGCGACACCAGCAAUGGGUCAAAGGCCCACCGUUGCAGAGGCAACAAGUGGCAGCAGCCAUGGGUGAGAGGCCAACCGUUCCAGAGGCAACAAGUGUCAGCAGCCAUGGGUUAGAGGCCCACCAUUCCAUAGGUAACAAGCGACAGCAGACAUGGCUCAGAGGCCCAGCGUUCCAGAGGCAACAAGCGGCUGCAGCCAUGGGUGAGAGGCCAACCGUUCCAGAGGCAACAAGCGGCAGCAGCCAUGGAUCAGAGGCCAGCUGUUCCAGAGGCAACCAGUGGCAGCAGCCAUGGGUCAGAGGCCCACCGUUCCAGAUUCAACAAGCGACAGCAGCCAUGGGUGAGAGGCCCACCGUUCCAGAGGUAACAAGUGGCAGCAGCCAUGGCUCAGAGGCACACCGUUCCAGAGGCAACAAACGACAGCAGCCGGGGGUGAGAGGCCCACCAUUCCAUAGGCAACAAGCAGCAGCAGCCAUGGGUCAGAGUCCCACCGUUCCAGAGGCAACAAGUGGCAGCAGCCAUGGCUCAGAGGCCCACUGUUCCAGAGGCAACAAGCGACAGCAGCCAUGGGUGAGAGGCCCACCGUUCCAGAGGCACAAGCGGCAGCAGCCAUUGAGGCAACAGGGGCAGCAGCCAUGGGACAGCGUCCCACCGUUCCAGUGGCCACAAGUGGCAGCAGCCAUGGGUCAUAGGCCCACCGUUGUAACAAACGACAGCAGCCAUGGGUCAGAGGCCAACCGUUCCAGAGGCAACAAGUUGCAGCAGCCAUGGGUCAGAAGCCCACCGUUCCAGAGGCAACAAGCGGCAGCAGCCAUGGGUAAGAGUCCAAUCGUUCCAGAGGCAACAAGUGGUAGCAGCCAUGGCUCAGAGGCCCAACGUUCCAGAGGCAACAUGCGACAGCAGCCAUGGGUCAGAGGCCCACCAUUCCAGACGCAACAAGUGGCAGCAGCCAUGGGUCAGAAGCCCACUGUUCCAGAAGCAACAAGCGGCAGCAGCCAUGGCUCAGAGUCCCACUGUUCCAGAGGCUACAAGCGACAGCAGCAAUGGGUGAGAGGCCCACCGUUCCAGAGGCAACAAGCGGUAUCAGCCAUGGGUGAGAGGCCCACCAUGCCAGAGGCAACAAGCGGCAGCAGCCAUGGGUAA
Molecule: messenger RNA, 2934 nt
Organism: Schistocerca nitens (vagrant locust)
Lineage: Eukaryota; Metazoa; Arthropoda; Insecta; Orthoptera; Acrididae
Exons: 7
Coding region: 1-2934 (977 amino acids)
Source: RefSeq, a predicted model, not a curated record